Suillus bovinus is the source of this 2256-nucleotide messenger RNA. RefSeq lists its product as uncharacterized. The transcript has 7 exons. The record is from RefSeq and is a predicted model, not a curated record. The coding region runs from base 1 to 2256 and encodes 751 amino acids. NCBI's taxonomy places the organism in Eukaryota, Fungi, Basidiomycota, Agaricomycetes, Boletales, Suillaceae.
AUGUCCAUGACAGACGCUCCCCGGCGCACCCGCCCAUCGACUGCAACUGCCCGACCUGCUAAGGUGUUGCUCGACACGAAGAUCAAGAGGCGAUCCCCGGCUCAAAAGGCUGCAGAUGACCUUGUCAUCAAAGAAGCGAGAGAAGCAAAGGAAGCAGCGCACCAAAAGGGGGUUGAGCGUAUUGCUGCUCUGCAGGCUGAGAUGGAGAAAGCCCAGAAGGAAUUGAUCAUGAAAAAGGCGACUCCCGUCCGGCCCAAGCCUAGGGCCAAGGCGAUAAAGCCAAAAGUGACUCAGAAAAAGUCUGUGGUAGGAGACACCGGUGGUGGUGACAGUCCUGCUGAUAGUGGUAUGUUGGAGGACCUAGUGUCAGAGACUGACAUUGCCAGGGAUGUGGAAAAUAAAGCUGCAGGAAGGGGGAAAAAGAUGGUGACGAAGAAAGUCGCAAAGACGUUGAUAAGGGAUGCCAUCAGUAACAUGCAAAAGAAGCUCACUGAAUCAUCUGAGUCAAAAGUGGAAGGUGAUGAUGCACGUGCUGAUGGGAAAUCACCUAUCAACACAUCCACAAAACUUGCAUUAGGUGGCCGAGUGACCAACUGGAUCUCAGGGGUCAAACCUGGAAAUCCAGAGCCACUGUCAUGUCCAUCCAUUGAUAGCACUUCAACUCGAGCACCUCCGUCAUCAAUUUUCUCAGAGGGCAAUGCUUCCUCCGCACCGACUUCAGCCGCUGAGCUUCCGACUAAGAUUCCUGCAGCUUUGCCUCAAAUUCCGGAUGGUGUCGCAGACGAUACUCUUACUGGCGCGUUUGCAGAUGAUAUCGACGAUUCGUUGGAGCGUGAGGAUGCUCUCUUGGGGAGCAAGAAAAACAAGGGGAAAUCUAAGGUUGUCACGCUAUACGAAGAGGACUAUGAUGUCGAUGAGCCUGAGGCUCCACCAGAGGCAUCAGACGACUCGGAUGAUGAGCUUAUGGCUCUGUCGACACAAGUAUUACCGGAGGAGCAGUACUCACAGGAGCCUAAGGCGCCAUUCACACAGGAAGACAAUCAUAUGUUCUUGAAGCGGAAAGCUAGCACCAUAGACGAUGAGGAGUCUUUGGUGUCCUGGUCCAUGGAGAUUGAUGGCAAUGCGGAACUGGUAGAAGACGCAAUCAUGAGUUCUGAUUCGGAGGCACCGCUCCCUGUCAAAACUAACGCAGCAAAGAAGGAGAAAAUUCUGCGCACAACAUAUUCAACAUCCGUUACUGCAUCUCAGGCUAUAGUCGACAGCAAGCCGCCAGCUCAUAAAAAGGCUAAGGUCAAAUCUUCCGCACUACAUGCCCGUGGUGCUCCUGCUACCACACGCCAGCAGAAUGCAGAUACUGCACCAGACAACAUCAAAGCACGCAGUGCCUAUCGCACAGUUGACCUACCUCCAGUGAUGCAAAUGGAUCAGCGCUGGGCGAAGAAUUUUAUCCCUACCAUAAUGCUGUGGGCCGGAAGCUAUGAAGAUAUCUGGAGUAUUCCUGACGAGGUCCUUCUCCAUCAUGCGCAGCUUGUUCUUAACGCAGUGUACAACGAUCUCGACAUAGUGGUUGUUCACGGUGGAGUUAUACAUUCACUCACUGCACAGCGCAUUUCAGAGUGGCGCAGCAAUUUUGGCUCCACAGGGCUAGUCAUCAUCAUGGACUUUUUAUCACGAAAUUCCGACAUGAAUCCUGUCAAACUGGCCAAAUCUCUUAAUGUUGAAUGGGCAUUCUUGUUCGAGGACCCGGACAAUCCAUCUCCACUUACUGCAUACCGCUCACCCUUUGUACUGCAGUUAUUUGGCACAGCACACCUCAACGCCAUCACCGGUUAUGUGCAGGUUCCCUCAUUCGACAUGUGCGCACUUGCAACAAGUGGGAUGUUACGGCCUCUUGCUCUUUCUGCUGCAGCGAUUGAGCGCGCUGUCUCCAUGAUCGCAAAUGAAGUACUCGAAGUUCAAAAUGUUCUGUCAUCCGCAUCAAGAGGUCGGGUUAGCAUCAGGCUACCGAAGGUCCUCAACAAAGUUACUGGGAAAAAGACCAACAUUCCGUUUUUAUUUUCGGCAGCUCUCUGGCUUAAACCAACUAAUUCGUACAUCAAAUCUCUGUUAGGCAAGCCUGCUGGGUACCUCGAAACUACAGUACAGAUGGCGCGUACCACCUUGAAUGAUGUCACUGAAACACCGUUGGGCUCGCUGAUCGACGAUGACGAGUCGGAGGAUGACAAGCGUGCUAUGAUUUCACCUGCCAGUGCAUGA